GGUACAGAUGAUGGAGAGCGCGAAGCUGACAGGUUCAAAGUGAAAGUGUUGUAAACAUUGGGAAAAUCACAACGAUAAACCGAAGCAUGACCACAAUACCUGACUGAAACUUUUUAUGUUACUUAACAAAAAUGUCGACAAGUCUAAGAACGAGACAAAAGGGCAAACGUGUGUUUCAGCUGUCUGGUUUUGCAGAUGCGGAGCGGAAGGAGAUAGGGAAGUUGAUUACGGCAUUGGGUGGAAUCGACUUCGAUUCUGAGAGUUUCAGGUCAAACUGCACCCAUAUUGUCUGUAAGAAAAUAACAAGGAGUGAGAAAUUUCUUGGUGGAUGUGCUACUGCAAAAUGGAUUUUACACCCAAAUUACAUCCGAGAGUCAUCAAAGGUGGGCCAGUGGCUUGAUGAGAAGUACUAUGACUGGAGCCAGAUAGGUACAUCAGAUACAGACAAUAUCCCCACAGAUGUGAAGGAAGCAUCCCGCAGGUGGCGCUACCAUUUUGAAGUUUUUGGAACAACUGCUUUUGCUGGCUGGAAAACAGCCGUUGUUGUCAGCGGUGCAAGAAAGAACUCUGUGUAUAAAAGAUUACUGCAUAGUGGUGGUGCGGAGGUGUACAAUCUGAAGCUACCCAUUACACAGCCAGAGAAAGUGACCAACACACUGACCUAUGUGUUUGCCAAUGACAAGUGUGCCAUGCAUAUAGCUCACCUCAUAGAGUACGGCGUGCUUUGUCUGCGGCCAGAUUACAUAGGUGACUACCUCAUCAAGGACCCUCCUCCCGAUCCCUUGGAUUAUCUGGUGAAAGUGCCGGAGGACUCCCUUUUCCAGGAUGUGUCGAUGAACGAUAGUAUCAGGAGCAUUCAGACAUCCGACCUCGACUUCAGUCAGGCAGCGCCACCUAGUGGUCGAAACUCACCAGAGAAAAGGUUCCUGUCCCUCCCCAGCUCUGCUAGCUGUAGUCCUGUACCUGUGAAUGUAUUACUACCUCUGCCUACCUUAUUCUCAAACAGUCAGGUAAAAUUAGUGAGUGACAGAGUGACAAGAAGCAGUAGAAAGGAAGUGCUGUCUUCUGUUAGUGAAGACGUCUUUAUUCCAAAUCAGCCAGUUCAAGCCAGUAACCACAACAAGCGCAAGUUCAGUGAGAUCGUAGGAGUGGAAGACGCUCUCCAGGAACUUAAAAAACUCAAAGUGUCCAUGAGAAGGUUUCUUUGGAAGCCUGUCAUUUGUGUGUUGUCAAAUAGUGAAGAAAUUGACCAGCAGCAGUUCAAGUGUGUCCCGAUGGAGUUUACAGAUAGUAUGACCAAUAUCAUUCACUCCUGUCUGGAGGAGGAGUCUUCCAGCUCAGACUUCCUGUCACACGCCCUUGACCUCAUCACCUCCAUGAUUGCGUCGAGGAAAUACCCCAAAACCGACACUAUCCAGUUUAUGAUGGUCAAACUCCUACAGAAUGCUGCCAGCGAGAAUCUGGCCAUCAAGUCAUACACAGCUCUGAUGAGGCUGCUACAAGUGCAUCCUCCGACCAUCCCACUGUUCACCAAACUGUACAUGAAGACAUUGGCCUUCGCCACGAAGGAGACGGAGGAUUCAAAUCAGCCAUGGAACUUUAUCCAAAGCGUUAUUCAGAAGAUUGUAGAAACACCUGAAGACGAUCCCAAGAGUCCUGAAUUUAAGUACAAUGUGAUGCUGUUGAAGUUCCUGGUGGCUUUGCUUGAGCAAAAUUUCAAAUUCUGUCUGCAGAGAUAUGCAGAGAAUGAAAUAUGUCCGAAGAGGUUGUCGACUUGUAUGAUCUCUCAGGUGCUGUGGCCAGGCACAUCCCAAUUCAGUGUCAACAACAAGUGUCGUGAACUCUUGUCUUUCCUUAGCAGCUGUCUGUCGAGUGAGUUAGAUCUGAUACAAAAGACACAGGUAUUGCCGUUGCUACUGAGCCUGAUUUCGAUGGCUGCUGAAUGCUGUAGAUUGACAGAAAAAAUAGCCAGUCACGUUGUCCGCAGCCUUCUUACGUCAAAAGAGGAGAGAACUAUUGUUUUUAUACACGAGUUAUCACGAAAUAUUGAUGUGAGCCACACAGAUGAACAGUUGUUGGGGCUGAUUCUCCGCUCCCUACAGCCAGCCUGGCUAUGUCUGGGUGUGUGCCUGCUGUUACUGAACAACAUGGACGACUACCUGGUACUGGAGGGGGUACCGAGGGACAGCAUGGAGAGGAUAUCUCUACACACUAUAGUGAACAAGUACUUUUUCAUGCUGCCAAAGCUUCAACUAGUGAAGGGAAACAGUUCUAUAAGGGCUAACACACCUGUUUCGACUCUGACGAAAAUGACAGACCUGAAAGAAAACGAAACCAAUGGGUUUCACGUGAGAGAGAACAAAGUUAUGAAGAAUGCAUCUAGGGCCAACAAGCGCAACACAAAAGGAGAGACAUCACUUCACAGAGCCUGUAUCAAAAAUGAUGUGAUUAACCUGAGGAAACUUUUGAAGAUACCAGGAGUAGACAUCAAUGCCAAAGACAAUGCUGGCUGGACACCUCUUCACGAAGCUUGUAACCACGGACACAUACAGUGUGUCAAAGAACUACUCAACUUUGUACCAUCAAAGACAGUGGACACUUUCUUCAAUACAGGUGAAAAUGUGUGCAGAAAGGCAGACCUGUUGCUAAGUAACAAUGACGGAGUGACUCCCCUACAUGAUGCUGUUAUAAACGACAGACUGGAUGUGUGUCGUCUGCUGCUUCAACAUGGCGGUUGGGCACUUAUGCGAUGUAGGACAAUCAACAAUGCUACUCCCCAGGACCUCGCUGUGACAAAAAAUAUGAGAAACUUGCUGCUUUCUUUUGAAAAAGAGGAACAUAUCAGUAGUUCUCAAGGGAGCGACUGUUCUCCGGAGAGCCAUGUACCUAGUGACUACCUGUACGACCAGGUGCUGAGACAGGAGGGAGCACAACAGUGCAGCAACGCUGAUGACUGUGUCAAGUACAUCUGUCUGGUAACUACCACCAUUAGGUCCUAUCUCGAGGCUUCCAACAUCUGGACACUGGUCUCGCUCACAAGGGGCGUGGCUCCUGCUGCGGGGAGGAUUUCAUCAUUCGUAGGAGAUUUGUCGUCACAGGCAGGUGGAGUGGUUCCUGUGUUAAAUGGAAUUAGAAACACCAACAGUGUUAUGACACACCCUCAAGGAAGUGAUGAUGUAGUAUCGCAAGCUUACAGUCAGGAACAAGGAACACAGGGGCUGAUGAACCUUGACACGCAUGUAGUUGACACAGUAAAGUCAGACUUGAAGGUUGCCAAAAAUUUGAAGCGAUAUGUCCAGCAUUUUGAAAAUCAUGUGAUGAAGAUAAGUCGCCCUGUUGAUCAUCACUCACUUAAAUCUCAGAUCAUGUGUUUGUGGUGUCUAGCAGAAAUGAAUUCUCGUCCAGUGGUUGCAGAAACAAGUUCUAACUGUGAUUUUAAGUCCAGGAUAACUUCCUAACACUGCAUGACCCGAAGCUGUAUUCUCAUGCUUUUCCUGAUCAUGAUACUAGACUAUCUCAGGUUUUAUGUGAUGAUAUAUUGUGUUGCCUUUUGGGAUGUUUCUCUAGUCAUGUAGGUACCCGACAGAUGUGCCAAAAUUAUUGAACCAGUCUUUGACUUCAUGAUAGAAAACUGUAUACAGGAAUAUCAAAGUUUCCAAUUUCAGGUGUUAAAACCAAAACAGAUAUUUUGGUUGACAAAUGACUGUCAAAAUGUUCGUGUUUUAUUUGAAAUGUUUUCAAAGUUCAUAUAAUAAAUAUUAAUAAUUAUAUCAUAUAUCAUAGGGGCUAUAGGUUUGCACUCUCUCUGUCAGUCAGUCAGUGUGUGAAAGGGUAGAACUUGUAUACAUGUAUCAUGAAGUUUUGUAUGUGAAUACCUCUUUGGAUCGCAGUGUCACAUACUGAAAUAAGGUCACUUGCCUCGCUAUAAAAAGAUACGAACCUUCGUUCAUUGUGUGUCAAAUCGUCUGGGGCAUAUCUCAUAUACCAGGUAUACGGUCACCAAGUAAUGGAUGUUCUUGGGGAAUAUCUCCCAGAUUUUGUUGUUCAAAUUUUAUAUGAGAUAUAUACCUCGUAAGAUGGUUGAGUGUCACAUACUACGUCAAAUAAAAUGUGUUAUUCUGCCGUGUAUCAAGUUCUUAGCAUUACAAUUUAAAUCUAGGUCAUUCUGCAUACUUUUCCUAUUUGACUUGUCUCUAGAUUGCUGACAAUUAGAAUAAGAUAAAUGACAAUUCUUUAGGCUAAUGGUAUAUCUGUAGUUUCAGAACAACUCUCUAAGAGUACUUGUAUGAAAUUUCUCUAGAUUUGUGACAGUUCUUCAGGCUCAUGUUAAUUCUCCAGGUUCAUAACAAUACUCUAGAUAUGGAAAUUUCACACAAUUCUUUUGGUGAUAACACUGUUUCCAAAGUUCUUUAGAUUUCGCUUUGUUGUACUAUUGUGUUCAAAUCUUAAGUUGUUGACACGAAUGUUACAAAGGAACCGUGUACUUUAUACAGCAAAACAUUUUUGACUAAACUGAAGCAAAAAUUCUGUAGGCUAUGCAGUGUGUCAAAAUCGUAGUCUCUGGUCCAGUUGUAAUAGCACAUGGGACCCAACAUUAGAUGUUAGUAGUCUGAAGGCGACAGUCAUCUUUCUGAACACAAUUGCAAAAUGUAACUACAUCAAAAUUUUUUAUCAAAGGAAAUAAAAUAUCUUACUACAUUA
Molecule: messenger RNA, 4701 nt
Organism: Mizuhopecten yessoensis (Yesso scallop)
Lineage: Eukaryota; Metazoa; Mollusca; Bivalvia; Pectinida; Pectinidae
Product: SMC5-SMC6 complex localization factor protein 1-like
Exons: 19
Coding region: 132-3458 (1108 amino acids)
Biological process (GO): positive regulation of double-strand break repair
Molecular function (GO): protein binding
Source: RefSeq, a predicted model, not a curated record